UCAAAGACCGAUAAUUUAGCAUGCACGCAUCAUAUCAGUAUAUCUCGGCCAAAAUGCCGUGAUUUACAGGCUUAGCUAACCAUGGCAACUACGUUCAUCUUGCAUGGACGACCUUACCCGGCCGGGAGACAUAGCUAAAUGCGGGAACCCCCGCAUCUCAUCCUACACUAGGCUAGCCAACACCAGCAGGUAAGACGACGACGUGACUAUAUGAAUCCAGGGUAGCAAUAUAAGAUGCAGUCUACCCCAGAUUCGUGGGGUAGGCAGUGUCAGUUACGCUCCCGACCUCUGACUACUCUCCCAACUUUCACGACCGCAAAGCCUCGUCCAUUCCAUCACCAUGGACGUCGAAAAGCACUCUCUGGAGAAGGAUCUAGCAUGCGAGUACAUCGAAGCUACAAAUGAAACUCGCAACCCCGUCCCCGAGAUCCUGCGAAACCACACACCUGAGCAACUCACCGCUCUCGAGAAGAAGCUUGUACGGAAGAUCGACUUCCGUGCCCUACCCAUCCUGAUCGUCCUUUUCCUGCUCAACGUGCUCGAUCGAAAUGCCAUCGCCAACGCACGUCUCGGAGGUCUGGAAGCCACACUGGGUAUCGACGAUGUGGAGUAUCAGACUGCUGUCAUGGUGUUGUGGGCUGGUUACAUCUCCAUGAUGAUUCCGUCGAACAUGCUCCUCUCCAUCUUCAAGCCCAGGUUGUACCUGCCAACGGUCGUCAUUAUCUGGGGUAUCGUGUCUGGCGCUACAGGGUUCGUUCAGAACCACGCUGGGCUAGUCGCAUUGAGAUUCCUGGUCGGUGUAACGGAAGCCCCGUACUUCCCUGGAUGUAUCUUCUUCCUCUCAUGUUGGUACACAAGGAAAGAAUUACCGAGUCGUAUCGCCACUUUCUACUCUGGAUACACGCUGUCCUCGGCCUUCGGUGGAUUGAUCGCAGCGGGUAUCGUCGAUGGCAUGGAAGGUCUUGGUGGCUACCCGUCUUGGAGAUGGAUUUUCAUUCUCGAAGGGGCUCUGACGAUCGUUAUGGCUUUUGCUGGAUAUGCACUUCUUCCGAACUACCCUUCAAAUACCUCGUUCCUAUCGGCUGAGGAGACUGCUAUGGCGCAGUGGCGACUUGACCGCGAGAAUGACGGUGUGGCCGAUGAAGUGAAUGAAUCGGUCUUUGUUGGACUGAAGCAGGCUUUCUCCGAUCCGAAAGUGCCAUUACUCGUCUUAAUCCAGACAUGCGCCGUAGUAUCCAUGAGCUUCACUUACUUCUUCCCUUCCAUCGUCCAGACACUCGGCUUCCCCCGCGUGGAGACGCUCUUGCUCACAGCACCACCCUAUUUCCUGGCCUUCAUCUUCUCGGUCGCCAACUCGUGGCACUCUGGGCGCUCCGGCGAGCAUUGCUUCCACAUCGUCGCAGCAUGCGUCAUCUCCGCAGUUGGACAGAUCAUCUCCAUGUCCACAUACCAGACUGGCCCUCGCUACUUCGCCAUGUUCCUACAAGCUAUGGGAUCUUUCUCUGCUUUCCAGCUUAUCUUGCCUUGGGUUUCUGCAACGGUUGCGCGGCCGAAAGCGAAGAGGGCUGUUACACUCGCCUUGGCGACGGCUGUGUCGAAUGCGACGAAUAUUGCGACUGCUUACCUAUACCCCGCGUGGAGCGCACCCUUGUACCGCAUGGGCUGCAUUGUCUUGACAGUAGCACUCCUUUGCUGCGCAACUGCGUCACUCAUACUACGCUUCUGGCUGCAGAAGCUGAAUCGCAAAUCUGAUCAGGCUGUAGGCUUGGAAGGUGUCGCCAAUGGACCCGGCCUUCUUUUCCGCUACACUCUGUAAAUAGGCCGUAGGCAGACAUCCGGUUCAAAAUGUGUCUCCUUCU
This is a messenger RNA of Alternaria rosae, 1859 nucleotides long. RefSeq names its product retrograde regulation protein 2. Gene Ontology annotation, biological process: transmembrane transport. Gene Ontology annotation, molecular function: transmembrane transporter activity. The transcript is spliced from 3 exons. Gene Ontology annotation, cellular component: membrane. Lineage: Eukaryota; Fungi; Ascomycota; Dothideomycetes; Pleosporales; Pleosporaceae. The record is from RefSeq and is a predicted model, not a curated record. The coding region runs from base 341 to 1816 and encodes 491 amino acids.